This is a messenger RNA of Trypanosoma grayi, 345 nucleotides long. RefSeq lists its product as hypothetical. Lineage: Eukaryota; Euglenozoa; Kinetoplastea; Trypanosomatida; Trypanosomatidae. The transcript has a single exon. The record is from RefSeq and is a predicted model, not a curated record. The coding region runs from base 1 to 345 and encodes 114 amino acids.
AUGAAUUCCGGGGCCAUCAGCUUAUGCGGAUCCUUAUAUCCUGGUCAGUGUGGCACGAGAAAUUUUACGCGAGCUGAAUUCAUCGCGCCUUAUACCAAUCACGGGGUAGACCUGAGCACGGCGCUUUUUCACCGCCAUGGAAACAGGUGGAGCCACCAAGGCAUAACAUUUUUUUGGCUGCCCGGGUUUGUAAUAGAAGAAGACGCACCGAUAUUGCGCAAGAGUUUCCUUCAAUCGGCGAAUAGGGCCACCAUUGUUUCCGAUCUAAACCGCAAACCGUACGUCACGGCUCUCAAAUACAAGGCAAACAGGUAUGCAAUGCGCAGGUGGACCCCCGCAGCAUGA